GCGGCUUCACAAGCCGUCCAAUGUUUUAAAUUGAAAUUCGCUCGUACUUUUUUUUUCCCAUCUGUUUAUCACUGUUUUUUAUUUAUUUAUUUUUAUUUUUUUUAUUUUUCUGGGGGAAACUUUACGCUUGGUGUGCUAAGUGCGUCAUUGCUGUUCCUCGUCGCCGGCGCCGUUUAGAUGCUGAUGUGCAAUGUGCUAGUGUAUGUAGUUGUAUAGUCGGUGACACGGAGAGAGACGGAAGAGAGGAUACGUUGGGAUCGGCAAAAGGUGUUAUCCGGAUGGCGGGGUGGUCGGUCGCAAGAUGACGACGGAACUGCAGCCGUCGCCGCCGGGUUAUCGCCAGGAUGCCGGUCAAGAGUGCCCGGGCGCCAAAAUUUAUCAUCGUGGCUACAGCACCGGCAGCGGCAACAGCAACCAUCAUCACCACCAUCAGAAUCAGGCCGCCAACUAUAUUCAGCAGCCGCCCAGGCGCAAGGGUUCGCCUGAAAUCAGCAACAAUGAGCUCAACGGCAAGAUGAAUAAUGCCGCCAAUAGGUACGACGAGCACGGCUACGGGAAGAAAAAUGCUCCUGGUUAUAAAAACGACAGCGGGUACAGCGAGAGCUUGGGUUUCGAGAGUUUCAGUCUGCCACUGAGCGAGCGCGAUGCCGCCUCGCCACCGCCCACGCCACCGGUGCGCGACGCAUCGAGUCUCAAGGCCGUCUGCUAUGGACCGGGUCACGAGAAGUAUCCGUCCUGGCCAAGCGCGCCCGAGUAUCGUUAUCCGAGCUCGAGCAGCAACGGCGACGACGACGACAAGCCGCACCCCGGCGGCGGCUCGCACCGAUCCAAGUCCUGGACGGACCACACGAAUUACCCGAAGGAGAAACCUGCGCAGUACACCAGGCCGCAUACCAAGAGGCCCAAUUCCACCUUUACUCAGCAAUUGAAGACCGUGAUGGAGAGGUGCGAGAAGAUCCCGGCCGAGACGUUCGAGCCGCGCAACAAUGGCAGCGGCGACUCGCCAGCCGAUCAACAGCAGCAGCAGCAGCAGCAGCAGCAGCAACAGCAGCAGCAACAGCAGCAGCAACAACAGCAACAGCAGCAACAGCAACAGCAACAGCAACAGCAACCGCAGCGAAUGUGGCCGUCGGUCGAUCGCGAAGGCAAGAGCCUCGGCGAUUCGGAAUACAUGGUGCCGUCGCCGCCGGAGCGCGAGUCGAAGGCCCUGAGCCCAGCCGAUCUCGAGGCCUACGUGCGCAGCUACCAAGAUCCGCAGGUGUACGCCGAGACGGAAUUGACGCAAACUGGAUUGGACGAAUACACCACGGUGCAGCACUCCCAGCAAGCCAGUUACGCACAGAGCGAGGGUUAUCAUAGCUACGUGUCGAGCGUCGAUUCUACGACGACCACGCCUUUCUUGGACAGACUGCGAAGGGACAGCGAAGCGGUAGCCACGCGUCCAUUGGCGUCCUGGGAAGACGGUUCAUCGCGCGAAGGUCGCGACAGCGUGGUGACGACGUCCAGCGGCAGCGCCUCGUCGUCCGAGACCUUGAAAUGGCACGGCUCCAUGUCGGACGUGAGCGUGUCGAGCGGGAUCCCGCGUUCGAAUCAAGAUCGCUGGCAUCACGGCAGCAUGUCAGAUCUGAGCAGCAUCAACGGCGCGCCGUCACCGUCCAAGCACGAGCACGACGAUCAUCAUCGCCCGUCGGCGAUGUCCAAGAGCUUCCACGCGUUGGCCAACGACGAGUGGGACGGUAGCAAGCAAUUGAUCGCCCAUAGCGCCAGAGUGCAAACGCCGCAGAGACACCACUCGGAAAGUGUGCUGUAUCUGGAGAGAAGUCAGAGAAAACUCUAUCCUGUUAGCACGACCAAAUUGGAUGAAACGCCGGCUCCGUCGAGGCUUCCGUCGAGUCCGCAACAAGCUCAGCCGUCAGUGGCCGAGCGUAUCAGCGAGUUAGAAAAGCAGCAGCAACAUCAACAGUUGAUGCGUUACACGUACUUGGAUCCCGAAAAGCGUCACCGGGUGUCCGACCCGACGCUCAAAGCCAUUCAAAAGAAAGCCCUGCUGUCAUUCUACGAGCGUCAUCAUCAUCAAGCAUCCUGGAGAUCGGAGCCGCACCUCGUUCAAAACCAACAGCAACAGCCACAGCAGCAGCCACGGCAGCAGCAGCAGCAGCAGCAGCAGCAGCAGCAAAGACACAGUCCGCCACCGCAACCGCCACCACGACCAAGACCAGUGUCUUUCAGGCGAGCCUCCAGCGCUUCGGAUUACGCGAGUGGCGUUUGGCGAGAAAAGAAUGCCGUCAAUAAAGCUUGCCAGCAGCAACCGACGAGUGCUAACAUUGCAACGAACGGUGCUUCCGAGGUGUCCGCACCUAGGCAUCAGCAUAGCAAUAGCUGUGGCAGCUUGUCUACGGACUUGCUUGGACCGGUGAUCGUGGGCCCGGCUAUCUCGAUCGAUGAUUGGGUGCCCGAAAGGCCGCCGAAGAAGCCACAUCUGAGGACUGCGUACAGCGACAGGUUGCCCAGUCCUGACCUCCCGCCGCCUUCGCCGCCGACGGUCACGGAUAUCGAGGUGCAGAACUUUGACGACCCACUGCCACCUCCGCCACCGGAACUGUCCGCGGAAUCGAGACUUCCGUCACCUGAGCAACGACACGACAACUCGUAUUUCGAGGAAAUCGCUCACGAUAGAAUCAAGGAUCGAAAUUUUCCAUCGAGGAGAUCGAGCCGUAAGAAACUACAACUGGAAUCUUCACCAAGAACCUCCCCGACGAAACCCAACUCCAUGUCUCCUAAUCAAGAACAGCAGCACAGUUUUCACUUCGAAUACAAAACGCCACUUCCUGCGAGCAUUUCCGAAUCAAAAGCUGUCAAUGAAAAUGGCUUUGCUUCGAGUAGUCGAAUUUUGAGUGGCGCAAGGUCGAGUUUGCGAUAUUCACCUGCGCAGAAGCACCUAAUGAACGAGAAGAUCGCCGCUGUUAGGCGGUCCGCUGAAGCUGGUUACGGUUUGGCGAAUCAGUUGCCGGAUUUGAUCGCUCAGAAGUAUAGUGACUCUGGAAAUCAGAGACCGGCGCCUCAAGUUCCCGUCGCCAAUAACAUUUCGUGUCGCGAGUUGCAGGUGGAACCAAAGAUCAAAAGGCAAGACUCGUUGAAAGUGGACGACUCAUCUUCAAAAAGCCAUCAGCCGUGGUUAGGCGGUCAAAAACCUCGAACCACUCAAGCGGGCGGCGCCGUCACGUCGCCGUCGAGCACCGGCAGCAGUCGUCUCAGCAACAAGUAUCAGCAGCAAGCGCGCAAUUACUUUGUCUUGCCGGCCAAGUAUUCGGCGGAGCCGAGCGAGGCGCCGCCGCCACUUGCGCCCAGAAAGAGAAUCUCGCCGCCGCCGAGGCCCGCGCCGCCUGUUCACGCUGCCCAUGGGAGCCAAUCAAAGGCCUCGUACUUGGCGUAUCGUCGGGAGCGUGGAGCACCGGACAGCGAAGGCAGCUACAAGCGCACAAUGUCGCCGAAUGCACGUCUCGACGAUCCGGUGCUCCUCAAAGUCACGCAACACAAUCCGCCGCCACUCAUCAUCAACAAUAACCACAAUAACAACAGUCAGUCGAGGUAUCAUCAUCGCCACGAGCUGUCCAAAUCGCAAAGUUCCGAUGCGUUGAGCAAUGUGAAUGGACAUCGAAUCGACGAUCAUUUCUCGAGGAAAUCGCUGCAUAACGUCAGCAAUACGGAGGCCAUCGGUGAGAAACGAGCCGGCGAGAGGCUGUCGCCGCAGAGCGUGGAAGUGCUGAACGAUCGUAACAGACAACUCGAGAGGGAACGACGGAAAUUAGCCGCCAGCUGCGAGCCACCUGCCCAGACGAAGUUCGUCGAGGAAUUUUAUCGCGAGAGCGGUGUCACGACGAUCGAGAUGACCUCGCAGAAUGUCGAAUUGCUGAAUAGGAGGAAUGUCGCUGAGAAACAGAGGAUCGUCGCGGAGGCUCGAAGUCCAAGCUCGAUCUCGCCAAAGUUUAGAGAAUCGACGCCGUCGCCAAGCACGCCAGCCACAGGAACAGCGGCGACGUCACCGUCACCGUCGGAACGCAAAAUCUCGAGUCCAGCGCAAACCGAACAAACCGGCUCGAAUUGGGAUCGCAAAAGUACGAGCAGCAGCAGCAGCAGCAGCAGCAGUAUUAGCUCGUCCAACCCGUCAUCCCCGAUACGAACUUCGCCACCGUCGAGAACGUCGCCGACGAUCGAAGGACUGACCUUUAUACAACGUACCGAAAUUAUGCUCAGGGUCAAUGCCACGACGAACGACGUUGCCUCGCAGACCGAGGAGUUGGAAGAGAAGAAGGGCGCGGAACUCGAGAGUCUGGCCAAGCCCAGGAAGAAGCUUCAGGAGGAGAUCGAGUGCGAGGAACUCAGUCGGGAUCUGGCGAAUCAGCUGGGUCCCAACGACAAACUCUUGCCCAUCUUAGUUCCAGUGCCGGAGCACAAAAAGUCAACGGACUACGUGGUCGAUUUGUUCAGGGUUGAGGCGGCGCUGCAAGCACGGCCAAGACCACGGCUGUCCAUCGAGGAUCCGACGACGCUGCUGGUGGACGCCUCGGAGAACGAGUCCGAGUACGACAAGAAGAUCGACUCGAUACCGUCGUCGCCAGUGACACCGUCAACGCCAUCGGCAACGGACUCGACGACGAGCAACGGUCCGCUUUCGGCGAGUUCCGUUUACUUCACCACGUCCGAGAGCAAGGCGCGCUUCCUCACCAGAUACUCGCAGGAUGUCACGCCACCAGUCGUCGACGCCACCACGCCCGACAGCCUCGACCUUCGCCAGAAGAAGGAGGAGCUGAUGGUGCGACUGGACAAGAAGCUCGUGGUGCUGCGCGCCGAGCAAGAGGCAGUCCGCGAGGAAGGCGACGUGAACGAGGCGCUCGGGGCGCGAGUGGCCGCGCGAGUCGCCGCCGUCGCUCGGCCCGCCGAAGCCUCCAAGUAUCGGCUGCACGUCGAGGAAGUCGGCAAGAUCACGAGCCUGCUGCUCGGGCUCAGCGGUCGACUUGCCAGGGCUGAAAAUGCCCUCUACGGCAUGCCCGCCGAUCACCCCGAACGGAAAAUUCUCGAAUCCAAGCGCGACAAGCUGAUCGAGCAGCUGGAGGAGGCCAAGAACCUCAAGGGUAACAUCGACCGACGCAGCGUGAGCGUGUCGGGGAUACUUGCCAAGUACCUGAGCGACGAGGAAUACGCGGAUUACCAGCAUUUCAUCAAUAUGAAGGCGAAACUCAUAGUGGACGGUCGGGAGAUCCAGGACAAGGUGAAGCUCGGCGAAGAGCAACUGGCUGCGCUCAAAGAGGCCAUCGACCUGUAGCCAACUUCUGUCUUCACCUUUUACUAUCGCUAGUCCUUUUUUUGUAUACACUUUGUAAAUAACUUUUGAGGCAGGACUCGUUGUGGUCCAUCCACCCUCAAACGAGAGUAAGAGAGAGGGCAACUUUUGAUUAAUUUAUUGAGUUAACGCAAUCGUUUCUUUCGCUCUUCUAUGUUUGUGUAUCGGCAGUGCAAUAGUUGUAUGCGCGACGGCACUUGUGAUACGGCGACGCUUGUAAAUAGGGACAAUCCAUUUAUGUUUUUAGAUUAUGCAGCUGCACUGCCAAGCGGCAGAUUGCGUAAACUUUCUUUUUUUUUUCUCUUUCAUCCCUAAUUCAUUUUUUUUAACCCGGAUAUCCUAGGGAUUCCGUAGACGCUUGUGAUCUUAUUUACUCUGUGAAUGUAUUAUAUAAAGCUAUAUAUAAAUAGUUAGGAAGACGUGCAUGGAAUCAUCGAGACAAUUUCCUUUUUUUUUCCUGGAAGUGCGGCGAGGGAAAGCUAAUUUUAUGCCAUGGUUUCGAUUAUUAUUAUUAUUAUUAUUAUUAUUAUUAUUAUUAUUAUUAUUAUUAUUAUUAUUAUUAUUAUUUGUUUUAAACUCUCUUUGGUUCGGGCGAUUGUUUGCGAAAGCGUUCGCCAAGGAUCGAAGACGAGAUUUACUUUUUCUCUUCCUUUUACGUUUCGUGCCAAACGGUUCUCCGGACUUUUGCAGAUUUGGUAAUGCGAUAUUUACCAACGUCAUCAAAAGAUUCGUGAUGGAUCGCGUGAUGGACCGAACGACGAAAUAGAUAAUUGGACGUUUUCCGCUGAUAUUUUUCUUUUAUUCGAGAUAAUUUACCGAACGAGAGUGUACUUAAGUUUCGCGAAUCGCGGAAGAAAAAGCAUUAGAAAACGAAGAGUACUUUUUGGUUCGUGCGACGCAAGCACUUUCGAAGACUGAACUGUACGGCGCCAGGCAUACCAUUUUCGCGGUUAUAAAUAGUCAAUAUUCUGUUCCUCGAUUUUCCUCUUUUUGACGCCUGCCAAGCAGGAUGGCGAAUAGCGUUCUCAUACUUUCAUUUUUUCCUCUCCUUCUCUUUUCUCUUCUUGUCGAAACUUCUUGAUCUUCCAUGCGUUUAACGUUGUAGCUCGCAAAACUAAGUUGUGUCUUAAAUGCAAAAAAGUGAACGAGAGUUAUUGUAAAUAAAUUAGCGAAACAAUGGUGCUCCGGAAAGUAGAAUGUUUAUCUUUUCCAUUUUUCGUCUAUGCUUCGCAAUGAAACAUCGCGAGAUGGAAUUCGAAUGGAAAGAAUGAGAUAUUAUACGAGAGCGCGAGUAUAAGAGAGAGUAGAAGAAUGAAAAAAACUUUUUUUUCAACACUAAAAAAAUGAUGUUAGUUCGUUAAUGUAAUCGUUAAUAUUUAAUUGUAACCCACAGACACACAAACACGACAAGCAAACAGACACACCCACUGUAAAUAUGCGCGACUUUAUAAUGCAAUCAAAUAGCGUUUUAUAUACUUGUGCCUUGUGUGAGCGACGGCUUAGUUUGCCAACUGUGUCCUCAGCGAUGUACUACAUUUUCAUUACAAUAGCUACUUUCUGUUGAAACUGCUUGCAAUAAAAAGUAACAGAUCGUAAAUCAAUACAAAUUUGUUAAUCCCGACUUGUAAUGUUAAUAUAGUGCAGAUUUUUGCAAAAAAACAAAUCCAAUUUUUAAUAAUAAACAGUUGCUUUGCAUAAAAUUAUGAGAUUAUUUUAUUACUGAACCUUUUGUCAAAUGAUGACCUGCUGAAGAUCAGGAGAAAGUUUCUUUGAAUAGCAGAAUAUAUAUUAUGAGUCGUUGACCAGAAAGUGCAGGAAUCUGUUUUGCUGAUAGAUGGUACGACUAGUUUUACUUGUCGCGAUAUAUAUUCAGCUCUUGAAGUUCAAGUGUAGACCUACAGAUGUUAGUUUAUAAUAAAAAAAUUUAAUUUAAACUUUUUUACUUAAUUGACGCGUGUAGUUUAAAGAUUGCCUAUAUUGCAGUUUCAUAAACAGAAGCAGUUUAUCAAUUUUUCCGGUGUUCUAUACGCAUAUAAAAUUCAUAUACUACAAACACGUAAAAAUUAUUUCGUAUAUAAUUUGAUAACUAUAUUUUUUCAAUAAUAAACGUGAAAUUUAUAUACAUGUAUAUAAUUAUCAACAUAAAUAGUCAAUGUGUUCAAAAUGAAGCUGGAAAUCCAUUUGCUGAAAAUAAAUUUAACGUGAAAUAAGUUCAAUACUUUGUGCAGUGUGGAAUAUGUAUAAAAAAAUUGAUAAAUUUAUAGAGUAAACCAACGUAAGAUAAAAAUAAAAUUUCACCUUUAUUUGCAUUUUAUUAAUUUCUCGCAGAACAAAAGGAACCUCAAAUUAAAUAAAUAAAUACACUUUACAAGAUAUGUUAUUCAAACAAACUAAUAGGUGAAGAAUUUCGUUUUUAUUGUGAAAAAUAAACAAUGAAACGUUAAUCAAUUUCUCGAUUCACACAAAUCGUUAAUUUGCCAAUAAUGGUGAUGU
Molecule: messenger RNA, 7834 nt
Organism: Phymastichus coffea
Lineage: Eukaryota; Metazoa; Arthropoda; Insecta; Hymenoptera; Eulophidae
Gene: Shrm
Product: protein Shroom
Exons: 15
Coding region: 302-5323 (1673 amino acids)
Biological process (GO): actin filament organization
Cellular component (GO): cortical actin cytoskeleton; adherens junction; apical junction complex
Molecular function (GO): actin filament binding
Source: RefSeq, a predicted model, not a curated record